CAAACUUCUUCUAACAUUAUUAAAAACAUGUCUUCCUUUACUUUGAAAGUUGUUCUUUCACUCAUCAUUUCCACUUUUACCCUUAUGAAACUAACAAGGGCCGGUGACCCAGACAUACUAACCGACUUUAUAAGCCCAUUAACCGGCCCAAUUGAUGCAAACUUCUUCACAUACACAGGCUUUCGCGCCCUUGUUGGGCCACAAAACACAAGCCCACCACCAUUCAAAGUACUAAAAGCAACCAUGAUAGAAUUUCCAUCAUUGAAUGGACAAAGUGUCUCAUAUGCUUCACUUCAAUUCCAACCAAAAAGCAUUAAUCCACCACACACACACCCACGUUCAGCUGAAUUACUCUUAGUUAUUCAAGGUGCACUUCAAGUUGGUUUUGUAGACACAACAAAUAAACUCUUUACACAAAAUCUUCAAACCGGUGAUAUUUUUGUAUUUCCUAAAGGUCUUGUUCAUUUUCAACAUAAUGUUGAUGAAAAAAUUCCUGCUCUUGCUUUAUCAGCUUUUGGUAGUGCUAAUGCUGGAACUAUUUCACUUCCUAAUACUUUGUUUAAUACAUCUAUUGAUGAUAAUGUCUUGGCUUUGGCUUUCAAGACUGAUGUUUCCACCGUUCAAAAUUUGAAGAAAGGUUUUGCUUAGGUCUCAUGAUGGAUACAUUUGUGUUCUCCACAAAAAGGACAAAAUAAUUAUUUGCAUUUUUCUUAUAUAUGUUAACUUUUUUUUUAUUUUGUUUAUUGUUUAAUAAGUGCUUAUCAUAGAUGGCCAUUUGUUUGAUUGUCUUUGUUAUAUUAAUAAUGAUGUGAAAUAUAAUCAUCAAUGGUGU
Messenger RNA from Cicer arietinum (chickpea), 832 nucleotides. RefSeq names its product germin-like protein 9-3. Lineage: Eukaryota; Viridiplantae; Streptophyta; Magnoliopsida; Fabales; Fabaceae. The record is from RefSeq and is a predicted model, not a curated record. Gene Ontology annotation, molecular function: manganese ion binding.